AACCCGUAUAAAUAGAGCUCGUUAGCUGAAUCCAUAAUCAGUUUCGAAAGCAACAGUUUAAACUACAACAUGAAUUCUACAAUUUUCCUCGGCUGCCUGGUGGUUUUGUUGGGUUGUCUUCUUGGAGGAGGAAAUGCCCAAAGCGAUGAUGAAUUCGCCACUGAAAAGGAACGACUAUUCCAUGUGUAUGGGGAUUCUACGGUGGAUCAAGCCACUAGAUACAGGAAUGUCGCCGAUCUAGUCACUUUCUAUGACAAGUACUCCUCUCGCCUAUCAUUGUCACCCAAUUUGGAGCAACGUGCCCAGGAUCUCCUGAGGAGGUACAAGGAGGAAGAGUCUCGUGAAGUUACGGUGGAUGGUGUUCCCGUUCAAGGAGGAUUCUGGAAGCCUCUGCUGAAGCUUCUCAUUGUGCAGCUGGGCGUUGAGCUCGCCUCCGAAGGUUUUAAGCGUGCUGUAGCAUCCUAAACCUUCAUUGGGAUAAAGUGUAACUCAUCCGAAACUAUAUAUUCGGUGUUUAUAAAAUAACAGAUAAUAAAAA
Molecule: messenger RNA, 538 nt
Organism: Drosophila suzukii
Lineage: Eukaryota; Metazoa; Arthropoda; Insecta; Diptera; Drosophilidae
Product: protein Turandot M-like
Biological process (GO): immune system process
Source: RefSeq, a predicted model, not a curated record